CGCGUCUGCUCUUCUUUUCUUCUCCCCUGCAGCCGACAAAGCCCCCAAGCCCGACAGCCCUCCCAUGAAGGAAAAAACCGGAAAGCUUCAGGAUCCGCCUUGCUCUGCUUCUUCACCGCCGGUUGCUCCUGCCUUGUGGGGGGCGAAUUGGCCUGGUUUCUGAUUUCUCGAAUUUCCCCUUGAAUUUUCUGCAAUUGCCGUCGGCUUCCUCACCAGCCAAGCCCGGUUUCUACAGCUGGAAAUUCUGGUUCCUUAUCGUUCUUUUAGUUUAACACUGGGAUCGAGUCUUCGGUUUUAUGCGAGUGAGGUAAGUAAAUUUAUGGUAAUGCCCAUAUAGUUUUUAAAAGCAUGUUUUGAUUUGUUUUUGAAGUGGUGGCGGAACUAAACCCGUUUUACACAAGUAUGAUUGAUUUGAAGUGAAAUUUUUAUACUUUUCAUUAAAUUGAGCAUGCCUACUUGAAAUUCAAUUGAUUGUCCUGAUGAUUUGGAAGUGAUUGGUGAAUUAUGAUUUUUCUGUUAACUUCUGCCUGUUUUGUCUCCGAUGUAGUCAUGUUAUUAGUGACCCUGCUAGUGGGGGAGUUUAUAAAUGCUAGCACAUGUCGACAUGUAUUUUUGUAAAGCCGGUUCCUCCUGCGAGUGGGAGUUGUUAAACACUGGUAUUUCAGUGACCCUGCUAGUGGGGAUUAUACACCAGCAAAUAGUGUGCCUGCCAGUGGGAGGUUUAUAACACUGGCCGUGACCUAUAGAGGAGACGUCUAUUUCGUUUUCGUACUGUAUCCGUUUUUCGUGAUUACACUUGUUGGCAUGCUAUAAGUUUAAUAAGGGGCACUCUAUAUUUUACUUACUGAGUUUAUCUCAUAGUUUUUCCUUGCGCACUAUUUCAGGAAACGAAAUCGAGGACGGGGAAACCACGGGAAGUGACGAGUUAGAAGGCUAGCCAUUUCGAGAUUGAUAUAGAUUUUAGAAAUAAAUCAUGAUCUUGUAAACUAGACUUUAUUGGAGAUUUAUGAUAUUAGAGCAAAUUAUAAAAUUUGAUCUUCAGAUUUUGAUGGUAUCAAAUUGUGACCCGCGUGCCCUGCUCUUCUUCUCCCCCGACCCUCUGCACUCGACGAGCCCACCUCGUCACCGCCACCCAUUUCCGGUCGGAAAUCCGGCAAAGCUUGGGGAUUUCUCCCUAUUUUCUUGUCUUAGAACACCUAGUAAACCCAGAAAUUCCCCCUCUUUGCUGGAAAUUCCAGAUCUGCGCUGUCUUCUUUCCUUUGUCCGUCGGCCUCUGCUUGUGUGGGUGUGAAUUCUCGGCUUUUCUGGGGAGUGACGAGUUAGAAGGCUAGCCAUCGUGUAAAUUGAAUAUGGAUUUUAGAUAUAAAUGAUGAUCUUGUAUUUGGAGAUUUUAUUGGAGAUUUAUGAUAUCAAAGAGAUUUUAUAAUUUGAUCUUCAGAUUUUGAUGGUAUUAGUUUGUUAUUUGAAUAAGUUUCGAGCCUUGUG
This is a messenger RNA of Rubroshorea leprosula, 1485 nucleotides long. Lineage: Eukaryota; Viridiplantae; Streptophyta; Magnoliopsida; Malvales; Dipterocarpaceae. The record is from the annotation of a GenBank genome assembly.